Molecule: messenger RNA, 309 nt
Organism: Cetraspora pellucida
Lineage: Eukaryota; Fungi; Glomeromycota; Glomeromycetes; Diversisporales; Gigasporaceae
Source: the annotation of a GenBank genome assembly
AUGUCAAAUUGGUUUAAAGUUGCUAUUGAACAAAAAUACAUUACGUCAUUUGAGUAUGAUUCUUUUCAGAAUUGGGAAGAAAUAGGCAGAGGAGGGUCUGAUAUAUCUGAUCCAACAGGGAUAACUUUACAAGUAAUUAAUGGCAAAAGAGAAAUCCCUGUUAACGGAACUCCGGUUGACUUUAUGAAUAUUUACUGUGAUGCUUGGAAUGGUGAUCCAAAUUUACGUCCUAGUAUAGUCAAAAUCCGUGAUAAAUUAAAAAAUAUGCGAAUGACGAUGCUGAUGAUAGCAUCCAAGAUACAAAUUUAA